Clupea harengus (Atlantic herring) is the source of this 2426-nucleotide messenger RNA. RefSeq lists its product as uncharacterized. The record is from RefSeq and is a predicted model, not a curated record. NCBI's taxonomy places the organism in Eukaryota, Metazoa, Chordata, Actinopteri, Clupeiformes, Clupeidae. The transcript is spliced from 6 exons. The coding region runs from base 288 to 1202 and encodes 304 amino acids.
AGUUUGAUUCAGCAAGUGUUGGGUUCUUUCUUUCAUUCUUUCAUUCUGUUGUCUUUCUUUCUAUCUUGUUAAAAGUGAAUCCAGUCUAUGGAGAUGAAGGAGAUGAAGCAACAUUCAGAUGUCCGUAUGCAGAGGGGUAUCAGGGAAACAAAAAGCUUUUCUCCAGUGGGGAAUGUAGUAGCUGGAACAAAGACAUUCUGAUUAUAUCUGAAGAAGGUCAGACCCAGGCUAAAACUGGAAGGUUUUCUCUGUAUGACAACAUCAAUGCCAGAGUCUUCAGUGUGACCAUGAGAGGACUGACAGCAAAGGAUUCUGGGAAAUACAGCUGUGCCGUCAGGACUGGAGUGACUGAUGUAUGCACUGAUCAUGAGCUGGUAGUCAGAGAUGUGAUGACAGGGGCUUAUGGAGACUCGGUCAACAUCACCUGCAAAUACCAAGGCAGCCACAAGCAGCCCCUCUAUCUGUGCCGAGCAAAAAGUGUUGGCCAUUGGGAGUUUGAAGACUUACUGGUCACAUCAUUAAGUCCAUACCACAGCAGGUACUUCUUAAAUGAUGACAAACAUGAUGGAGUCUUCACUGUGACCAUCACUGACCUGAGAUCAGAGGAUGCUGGAAUAUACUGGUGUGGGGAGUUAGCGGCAGAAACAAAGACUGUGGUCAGGCUGAAGGUCACCAGAGUGUCCAUACUGCCCACAAUCCUCUCUGUGUCUCUGGCUGUGGUGGUGGUGGUGGUGAUGGGAGCUGUAGUCUUUAUGUUCUACAGGCACAGGAGAAACAAGACACCAGAACGUUCAUCUGAUGGUGCAAACAGCAGAAGCAACAGUCAGGCUCCUCACCCGGACCGCACGUAUGAAGAGAUUAAUGACAACCCAGCUGCACAUCCUGGACCCAGCACUGCUUUUCACCCGGACCCCACGUAUGAAGAGAUUAAGGACAACCCAGCUCUCUCGGCUGCUGCUCAUCCUGGACCCAGCACUGUAUACGCCACUGCUCAAUUACCCACCGUCCUCUCUGAUGACCCCACAUAUUCCACUGCUGAAUUACCCACCGUCCUCUCUGAUGACCCCACAUACUCCACCGCUGAAUUACCCACAAACCCCUGUGCUGACUCCACAGUGAGUUUCAACGAGGGCCCGACCACAGCGUCUGUCACUUUCAGACAGGAGAACUGUGCAAACUCUACUGUUGGUUCAGAUCAGUGAGGGAGCGCACACACAAAACCCUUAAACCGAAUUCCUCUAGUGCCCAGAACAGUAAGGAAGCAAGGCACAACCCUAAACCUUUGGGGUUGUUUAUGGGGUCGUCUUGGGGUCGUCUUGGAGCCUUAAACUAAAUAAACUAUUUUGCCAAAACACUGAGCAGUUAGCAUGUUUAUCAUAUAACCGAAAACAUUGAACAGUCUACUUUCAAACAAAGUCCCUGUAGCUGAAACCAAGGUCAUUGUGUUAAUGAUACCAAGGUCAUUGUGUUGAUGAAACCAAAGGUGUGCAACACCUUUAAAUGUGUGUCUGUGCAACACCUUAAUUUGCUUUGGACCAAAGUGUCCCUGAAUGUUAUGAAGCACUUAGACACUCCACCUUCCUAUUGAAAUGUACAGUGGUAUAAUGUUCAUGGUUCAUAGAUUCCUUUUCCAUUGCUUUAGAAAAUCUUGCAGUUAUACCAUGGCUUUUUAUUGACUUAUGUGUGGUCAUUUGGUUUUCAUGUCAGUUAUUUUUUUUUUUUGGAGGGGGCGGGCAAUAUGCAUAUAAUUAUAUUAUCAUACAUUUUUGUAUUUAAAUGUUUUUCAUAUUUUACAAUGAAAUCCCAUGAGCUGAUGGAGAUGGCAAUGAAAAGCUUGAAGGACUAAAUGUGUGGCCCAACUAUGUAUUUUCAGUACACGGUUGCAUGUUUUGAAGGAGUAAAUGUUAAAUAUUAGUCCCUACUUCUUUCAUUUUAAAUACACAUGUUUUGAAGACGUAAAUGUUAAAAUAUAAAAAAAUGUUUUGUUUGAGGUAUCUGUGCCCACACAUUAUGUUACAUUUUCCUGUCCUGUCAUGGAAAAAAAAAAUUCUUUCUUUUCCAACACUGAGAAAUAUGAACUUCUCUGUUGUCCCUCUCCCCAUGUAGUUGAAUUGGAAGCUGCUGUUACUCCAGAUAAUAACUGUGGGUUUAGUGCUGAUUGAAGCUGCUGUUACUCCAGAUAAUAACUGUGGGUUAAGUGCUGAUUGCAACCACGGAUACUCAACAGCCACUUGAGUCUAUAGUCAUUGUGAUCACUGUUGGGGAGUAGUGAACUGCACUAGCGUUCACCUCCAUGAAAACAUAUACAUUUACACAAACAUAAAUAUUUGAAUGCUUAUUGUAGCUGUCGGCCCCCUGAAUACCAACACAUCUUGACUGCUUAUUGUAGCUGUCGGCCCCCUGCCCAACACAUCUUGAAUGCUUAU